CGCAUUUUGUUUUUACUCCUGCUCCUUCUCUCUGACUCCCUCCAGAAGCUAGAAAAAGUUUGCAAGCGCAACUUUAGGGAUGGGAGACAGGGCUCUUCACCAACAGACCCACGAAAAGAAGCGUCCGCUUCACCCUUCCCCAUUCGCGCCGCCGUCCUUUCCCUCUCGCCGGGUGAUGGGCAGGAGGCAACACUCUUGGGACGCGGUAGCUCAGGCGGAUACCCCGGAAUCCCGUCAGGCUGGAGCAGCACGCAGCUCUCCCUCUGGCAAAGCCUCCUCUGCCUUGGCCAUCCACCUCCCGGAAAAGUAAAAGGAAAGAUCGAGCCUCUAAACCGUCCUUUUCCCCCUCCCCCUCUUCCCGGAGGAGCUAAGGAAGAAAGUACCGUUCUGUGAUUCACUGGAGAGAAAAGAGGGAGGAGGCAAAAGAACUCGGAGUGCCAAAGCUAAAUAAGUUAGCUGAGAAAACGCACGCAGCUUGCAGCGCCUGCGCCGGGUGCGCCAACUCCGCAAAGGCCAAACGGGCUCCGCGCUGGCUGGCGACGGGGCUAGGGACCCGGGUUUGGCCUUCAGGCUCCCCAGCAGCCGGGAAAAAGAAUUGCUGCCCGGAGUUUCUGCAGAGGUGGAGGGAGAUCAGGAAACGGCUUUUUCCUCACUUCGCCGCCUGGUGAGUGUUGGGGAGAUUGGCAAACGCCUAGGAAAGGACUGGGGAAAAUAGAGAGCCCUGGGAAAGUGGAGAAGGUGAUCAGGAGGCCGGUCCACUACAGCAGUUUAUCUGUCCGAUGAGAGCCCGACGAGACGCGUCCACUUCGCAGUUCUUUCCAGGUGUGGGGACCGCAGGACAGCCAGCCAUUCCCACUGCCCUCCGUACCAGCACUCCCAGGACAGUCAGCCUUGCUCCCCAACGUCGAGGGCGCUCUGGCCACAAAAAAGUUCCUGUCCAGUGUGAUUCUCAAUUCCUUGCUUGUUUUUUUUUUCUCCAGAGAACUUUUGGGUGGAGAUAUUAACUUUUUUUUUUUUUCCUUGGUGGAAGCUGCUCUAGGCAGUGGGGAGGAGGGGGAGAAAGUGAAAUAUGCUGGAGAAGAGCGAGCCCUCCUUGUUCUUCCGGAGUCCCAUCCAUUAAGCCAUCACUUAUGGAAGAUUAAAGUUGUCGGACAUGGUGACUGCUGAGAGGAGAGGAGGAUUUCUUGCCAGGUGGAGAGUCUCCACAGUCUGUUGGGUGCAUGUGUGCGCCCGCAGCGGCACCGGGCGCGUGGUUCUCCGCGUGGAGUCUCACCUGGGACCCGAGUGAAUGGCUCCCAGGGGCUGUGCGGGGCAUCUGCCUCCGCCUUCUCCACAGGCCUGGGUCUGUCCUGGAAAGAUGCUAGCAAUGGGGGCGCUGGCAGGAUUCUGGAUCCUCUGCCUCCUCACUUAUGGUUACCUGUCCUGGGGCCAGGGUUUAGAAGAGGAGGAAGAAGGGGCCUUACUAGCUCAAGCUGGAGACAGACUAGAGCCCAGCACAACUUCCACCUCCCAGCCCCAUCUCAUUUUCAUCCUAGCCGAUGAUCAGGGAUUUAGAGAUGUGGGUUACCACGGAUCUGAGAUUAAAACGCCCACUCUUGACAAGCUCGCUGCCGAAGGAGUUAAACUGGAGAACUACUAUGUCCAGCCUAUUUGCACACCAUCCAGGAGUCAGUUUAUUACUGGAAAGUAUCAGAUACACACCGGACUUCAACAUUCUAUCAUAAGACCUACCCAACCCAACUGUUUACCUCUGGACAAUGCCACCCUACCUCAGAAACUGAAGGAGGUUGGAUAUUCAACGCAUAUGGUCGGAAAAUGGCACUUGGGUUUUUAUAGGAAAGAAUGCAUGCCCACCAAAAGAGGAUUUGAUACCUUUUUUGGUUCCCUUUUGGGAAGUGGGGAUUACUAUACACACUACAAAUGUGACAGUCCUGGGAUGUGUGGCUAUGACUUGUAUGAAAACGACAAUGCUGCCUGGGACUAUGACAAUGGCAUAUACUCCACACAGAUGUACACUCAGAGAGUACAGCAAAUCUUAGCUUCCCAUAACCCCACAAAGCCUAUAUUUUUAUAUAUUGCCUAUCAAGCUGUUCAUUCACCACUGCAAGCUCCUGGCAGGUAUUUUGAACACUACCGAUCCAUUAUCAACAUAAACAGGAGGAGAUAUGCUGCCAUGCUUUCCUGCUUAGAUGAAGCAAUCAACAAUGUGACAUUGGCUCUAAAGACUUAUGGUUUCUAUAACAACAGCAUCAUCAUUUACUCUUCAGAUAAUGGUGGCCAGCCUACAGCAGGAGGGAGUAACUGGCCUCUCAGAGGUAGCAAAGGAACAUAUUGGGAAGGAGGGAUCCGGGCUGUAGGCUUUGUGCAUAGCCCACUUCUGAAAAACAAGGGAACAGUGUGUAAGGAACUUGUACACAUCACUGACUGGUACCCCACUCUGAUUUCACUGGCUGAAGGACAGAUUGAUGAGGAUAUUCAACUAGAUGGCUAUGAUAUCUGGGAGACCAUAAGUGAGGGUCUUCGCUCACCCCGAGUAGAUAUUUUGCAUAACAUUGACCCCAUAUAUACCAAGGCAAAAAAUGGCUCCUGGGCAGCAGGCUAUGGGAUCUGGAACACUGCAAUCCAGUCAGCCAUCAGAGUGCAGCACUGGAAAUUGCUCACAGGAAAUCCUGGCUACAGCGACUGGGUGCCCCCUCAGUCUUUCAGCAACCUGGGACCGAACCGGUGGCACAAUGAACGGAUUACCUUGUCAACUGGCAAAAGUGUAUGGCUUUUCAACAUCACAGCCGACCCAUAUGAGAGGGUGGACCUAUCUAACAGGUAUCCAGGAAUCGUGAAGAAGCUCCUACGGAGGCUCUCACAGUUCAACAAAACUGCAGUGCCGGUCAGGUAUCCCCCCAAAGACCCCAGAAGUAACCCUCGGCUCAAUGGAGGGGUCUGGGGACCAUGGUAUAAAGAAGAAACCAAGAAAAAGAAGCCAAACAAAAAUCGGGCUGAGAAAAAGCAAAAGAAAAGCAAAAUAAAGAAGAAGAAACAACAGAAAACAGUCUCAGGUUCAACUUGCCAUUCAGGUGUUACUUGUGGAUAAGCGCAAAUAUUUCCUGUUUGGUUAAACUUUAAUCAGUUCUUAUCUUUCAUCUGUUUCCUAGGUAAACCAGCAAAUUUGGCUUGAUAAUAUCGCUGCCCUAAGCGUCAGGCUUGUUUUCAUGCUGUGCCACUCCAGAGACUUCUGUCACCUGGCCGCCACACGGAAAACUGUUCUGCUCAGUGCCAAAGGUGCUACUCUUGCAAACCACGCUUAGAGUGGAGACGUUUGUUUCUCUUGCUCCUUUAGAAAACGUGGUGAGUCCUGAGUUCGACUGCUGUGCUUCAGUCAAUUGACCAAACACUACUUUAAAUUAUAGGAGGAGUACAAUAACCUACCAUCCGCAAGCAUGCUAAUUUGAUGGAAGUUACACGGUAGCAUGAUUAAAACUACCUUUGAUAAAUUAUAGUCAAAGAUUGUGUCACCUCAAAGGCCUUGAAGAAUAUAUUUUCUUUGUGAAUUUUUGUAUCUCUGUCAUAUGACACUUGGGUUUCUAAAUUAAUUCUAUUUCAUAUAUAUAUAUGUGUGUGUGUGUGUGUGUUUCUUUUCCUGUGAAAAGCUGUUUUUCUCACAUGUGAACAGCUUGCACCUCAUUUUAUCAUGCAUGAGGGAAUGGCAAAUAAGAAUGUUUGAGCACACUGCCCACAAUGAAUGUAACUAUUUUCUAAACACUUUAAUAGAAGAACAUUUCAGUAUAAAAAAACCUAAUUUAUUUUUACAGAAAAAUACUAUUUUGUUGUCAUAAAAAGUUGCGCAAAUGACUUUAAUUAUUUUAUUUUUAUUUCCUGCAUACCAUUAGAAGAGUUUUAUUUCAUUUCUUCCAAUUACCAAACACUGUAAUACUAUAAAUUACUGUUAUACUGUGCGAAUUCAUAGACUAUAAAAACAUCAUUCAGAAAACAUUAUAAUCAUCAUUGUUCAACCAUGAUUUUGAAUGUAAUAAGAUGAAUAUAUUCCUUACAAAUUACUUGGAAAUUCAAUGUUUGCGCAGAGUUGAGACAACUUUAUUGUUUCUAUCAUAAACUAUUUAUGUAUCUUAAUUAUUAAAAUGAUUUAUUUUAUGGCACUAGAAAAUUUACUGUGGCUUUUCUGAUCUAACUUCUAGAUAAAAUUGUAUCACUCAUCCUAAAAACUAAAAAUCUUUACUAAUAGGCA
Molecule: messenger RNA, 4240 nt
Organism: Piliocolobus tephrosceles (Ugandan red Colobus)
Lineage: Eukaryota; Metazoa; Chordata; Mammalia; Primates; Cercopithecidae
Gene: ARSJ
Product: arylsulfatase family member J
Exons: 2
Coding region: 1289-3088 (599 amino acids)
Molecular function (GO): sulfuric ester hydrolase activity
Source: RefSeq, a predicted model, not a curated record